GGGGCUAAUGUAUACACAUCCAAAACGCUUAGUCAAAUUUAGACCAGUACAUGUAUGUGAUUGUGAAAGCGCAAAACUGACAGUAUAACUAAUAAAGAUGGAUCCCAAUCGAAUUAUCCAGGCUUUGAAGGGGACAAUUGAUCCCAACCUCAGAAUAGCGGCUGAAAAUGAACUCAAUCAGUCUUACAAGAUCAUCAACUUUGCCCCCACCCUGCUCCAGAUUAUUGUGUCUGAACAGGUAGAGUUCCCCGUACGCCAAGCAGCGGCCAUUUACCUGAAGAACAUGGUUAGCCAGUACUGGCAGGACCGCGAGCCCUCAAUUGGGGAGGUGGUGUUUCCCUUCAACAUCCAUGAGAAUGACCGCCAGCAGAUUCGAGAUAACAUAGUGGAGGGCAUUAUCCAGUGCCCAGAGUCCAUACGGGCCCAGCUGACGGUGUGUUUGCGAGCCAUCAUAAAGCACGACUUCCCUGGUCGCUGGACAGCCAUUGUGGAUAAGAUUGGGGUGUACCUGCAGUCUCAGAACAGUGGCAGCUGGUAUGGCAGUCUGCUGGCCCUGUACCAGCUCGUCAAGAACUACGAGUAUAAGAAGGCUGAUGACAGGGAGCCGUUGCUGGCAGCUAUGCAGAUCUUUCUACCCCGUAUCCAGCAACUCAUAAUCCAGCUGCUGCCAGACUCCACCAUCUUCUCUGUCCUCAUCCAGAAACAGAUCCUCAAGAUCUUCCACGCACUCGUACAGUACUCCCUGCCUCUCCAGCUUAUCAACAACACUAUAAUGACUCAGUGGAUGGAGAUACUGAGGGCUGUGAUGGACCGCAGUGUUCCUCCAGAGACAUUGGAGGUUGAUGAAGAUGACCGUCCGGAACUGGUGUGGUGGAAGUGUAAGAAGUGGGCCAUGCACAUCCUGACCAGGCUGUUUGAGAGGUAUGGAAGCCCAGGGAAUGUGACUAAGGAAUACUUUGAGUUUGCGGAUUUCUUCCUCAAGACAUACGCCAUGGGUAUACAGCAGGUGCUGUUGAAGGUGUUGGACCAGCACAGACAGAAGCAGUAUGUAACUCCACACGUCCUACAACAGUCCCUCAGCUACCUGCGUCAGGGACUGUCCCACUCCAUCACCUGGAAACACAUGAAACCCCACAUGCAGACCAUUUGUCAGGAGGUGAUCUUCCCUCUCAUGUGCUACAAAGAUGAGGAUGAGAAACUCUGGCAGGAGGACCCUUAUGAGUACAUCCGUAUGAAGUUCAACUUGUACGAUGACCACGCCCUCCCCGCCACAGAGGCCCAGAGUCUCCUGUGCAAAGCCGCCCGCAAGAGGAAGGAGCCAUUCAGAGGUGGACUUGUUGGUGUGUUUUGGAUCAUUGUCCUGCUGCAGAACCCAAGUUCGCUUCAGCUUGAGGUCACGAACAGAUGGCCGGACAUUCUCCUUCAGGAUUUUUUGGUAGACAGCAGAAUUAAUUUAUCACAGCAGGUCUUCCAGGUCCUGAAGCAGCAAAACAGCCCCAGCUCACACUAUCACCACCAUAUUUUACUGUUGAUUCUGCCCCAGAUGAUGGACUUCUGUCACCAGAUCCUGAUGGAGCCCACCACUGACCCCCGCAGGAAGGACGGGGGGUUGCACGUCAUCGGCUCAUUGGCAGAACUGUUGCUGAAGAAGCGGUUAUACAGGGAUCAGAUGGAGCUUAUGUUACAGAACUACGUGUUCCCCCUCCUCAACUCUCCUCUGGGAUACCUACGAGCCAGGUCAUGCUGGGUGCUGCACUCCUUCAGUCCACUGCGAUUCCAUGAUGAGCUGGUGCUGAGAAACGCGGUGGAGCUGGUCAAGCAGGACCUGAUUGCAGACAAGGAGAUGCCCGUCAAAGUGGAGGCUGCUAUUGCUCUGCAGACACUAGUCAGCAACCAAGAGCAAGCUAAAGUCUACAUCAGGCCCUACAUCCGACCCAUCAUGCAGGAGCUGCUGCACAUUGUGAAGGAGACGGAGAACGACGACCUCACCAACGUCAUCCAGAAGAUGAUCUGUGAGUACAACCAGGAAGUGGCCGUCAUCGCCGUGGACAUGACGCAGAACCUGGCUGAGAUUUUCACGAAGGUGCUACAGAGUGAGGAGUAUGAGGAGAGUGAGGACAAGACUGUCAUGGCCCUGAGCAUUCUCAGCACCAUUGACACUAUAUUGACUGUCAUGGAGGACCACAAAGAGAUUACUCAACAGUUGGAGGGGAUCUGUUUGCAGGUCAUCGGUCUGGUGUUACAGAAGCCCAUCAUAGGUAUGGCAGAGUUCUAUGAGGAGAUCCUGUCCCUGGCGUUUGGGCUCACCUGUCAGACCAUCUCCCCCCAGAUGUGGCAGCUGCUAGGGGUCCUAUACGAGGUCUUCCAGCAUGACUGCUUCGACUACUUUACAGACAUGAUGCCUCUUUUGCACAACUAUGUUACCGUGGACACUGACAUGCUCCUAUCCAACCCCAAACACCUAGAGGUAAUCUACACCAUGUGCAGAAAGGUGCUAACCAGUGAUGCGGGGGAGGAUGCAGAGUGCCACGCCGCCAAGCUGCUGGAGGUCAUCAUCCUCCAGUGUCGGGGUCGAGCCAUCGACCAGGUCAUCCCUCUGUUUGUGGAGGCGGUUUUGGAGCGGCUGACACGGGGGGUCAAGUCCAGUGAGCUUCGGACCAUGUGUCUGCAGGUGGCCAUCGCCGCCCUCUACUACAACCCCGCCCUCCUCAUGCAUACCCUUGACAACAUGCACUUCCCCCACAACCCCCAGCCAAUCACGGCACACUUUGUCAACCAGUGGAUGAACGACACAGAGUUCUUCCUGGGGCUGCAUGACCGUAAGAUGUGCAUCAUUGGGUUGAGCUUGUUGAUGGAGCUCCCAAGCCGCCCAGCGGUGGUUGAGGGGGUAGCUGCCCAGAUUGUGCCCUCCGUCCUGCUCCUCUUCCUGGGGCUCAAUCAUCUGUACGCUUCCCGCCUCCUCCACAAACCAGACCUGCUAGCCAGGGCUGGUGGAGCAGAGGAGGACCAGAAUGAGGAGAUUCCCAGUGAUGAAGACGAGUUGAAUGAGAAACGCACGGCCAUGCAUCAGCAGGUCAGCAGGCCGGCGGGUCAGGAGGAGGAGGAUGAGGAGGACUACUGGGAUGAAGCGGGUCUGGAGGGCACGGCCCUAGAGGAGUACAGCACGCCCCUGGACUACGACAAUGGAGAGGAUGAGUACCAGUUCUUCACUGCAGCACUGCUGAGGGUCCAGAGUACAGAUGUAGGCUGGUACCAGUCACUCACAGCGCCACUCAGUGAUGACCAGAAGAAACAGCUGCAGGAGAUCUACAGCCUGUCCCAGCAGAGGAGGAGCACGGCCACCAAGGGCCAAUGAGGGGUGAGCAGCAUGGCUUGAGGCUGGAGGUGUGAUGGAGCAGCAUAACUGGUCUAGCCUCAUCCUGGAAAGUAUAAAGAACUGCUUCAGUCCAGCUCAGACCAGCCUGAACUAGACUUUACUGAUUCCAUCAAGAAUGGAUGUCCUCAUCAGAACCAGACUGGUGAAAGACUUACCAGAGACUGGACCGCUCCACUCCAUCACCAGACCAGGAUGUCACACACUCUUCAAAAGCUUGACCACAGCUGGACUAUUCCACCCCAGACAGGACUGUGUGUGUUAGCUGCGCAAGUUUGUGUACUCUUAAAAAGAACUCACUGCAAGAACUCACACAGCAAUUUAUUCUAGUUAUACUUUGCAGUCCUUUGGUCUGUGAUUUUGGAAUUGUGUGUGUGUACAGUAUGUGACAGGGUGAGUGUAUGUGACAGAGUGUUUGUAUGUGUGAUACUGUAAAUACAAUCUUUGUGUCUUUAUAGCCUGACUUUCUAUCAUUGUCACAGUAGUGAGGAAGAUAUGUUGUGUGUUUCCAUGGCAACAAUCAGAGACAUUUACACUGUCAGGCUGCAGACUGCACUGCUGAGAGGAUGGAUGGAUAGAUGGACGCUGGGUUUGGAGGUCAAAGGUCCACUAUCUGUUGAUCCCAGUGUGUGAAAGAUCACUGGUUAUGAUCAUUAGAGAACAAAUACUUCUCUUUUUGUUUGUCUUCAUUUUGUUUUGUAACAGUUUCUGAAUUAACUCAAAAAAUGUCAUAAAAAUCAUCUAACAUCUAGCAAAUGUGUGUUCAGCUGUUUGCUGUUGUUACCUAUUCUCUCCCUGCAGCCCCUCCACACCCUUUUCAAAACAGAUAAUUGAUCUGUCACAUUUAAGAUGGGAAAAACAUGCUGGAAGCCUGGCUUUCACCCAUCCCAGUCUUUCUGAGAC
This is a messenger RNA of Osmerus eperlanus (European smelt), 4276 nucleotides long. RefSeq names its product importin 8 (gene ipo8). Gene Ontology annotation, molecular function: small GTPase binding. Gene Ontology annotation, biological process: protein import into nucleus. The record is from RefSeq and is a predicted model, not a curated record. The transcript is spliced from 26 exons. Bases 98 to 3355 code for a protein of 1085 amino acids. Lineage: Eukaryota; Metazoa; Chordata; Actinopteri; Osmeriformes; Osmeridae. Gene Ontology annotation, cellular component: cytosol; nuclear envelope.